GCAGUCUAUGUGUCAAGUCAAACUGGAGGGAGCUGAAAACUCAAAGGAGAAGCAUUUACGCACAGGUCCUACACUCAGCUGGGGCGGAAACAAUCUGCGGCUGCAGGUUUGCCACCGGCGGCAAAAAAGGGGACACACGCAGCACUGCGGAGGAACUGAGAAUGAAUGACCGCGUUCAAACAAAGUGGUCGUGAGUUUCUGUUGGGAAAGCAUCAAGAUCUGCGGCAAACUGUGCAGGAUUGCCUUCAUCUCCAAAAUCCGGGUUGCAGCCGGUGAUUGGCAGGAGGAGGAGAGUCUGACAGAGGAGCAGAGGAAUGUUGGCAGCCAUUUAGUCUGAGCUCAACAACGGAGGAAACAUGGAUUCUUCACAAAAAAAAUGUAAACGCAGCAAUGGAGUGAGAUGUCGGACCUCUGAGGAGGAUAAGGAUGGUUCAGCAACAACAGCAAAAAGAGAUGAAUCACUCAGUUGUGAGCAAUGUGGCAAGACUUUUAUCACAGCAACAAAGCUAAGAAUUCACAAACGUAUUCACGCUGUGGACAAACCAUUCAGCUGUGAUCAGUGUGGAAAGGCUUUUGCGACGAAGAGUCACUUAAAAAGACAUCAACUAAUGCACAAUAGAGUUAAACCAUUCAGCUGUGAUCAGUGUGGAAAGGCUUUUACUCAGAAGGGUCACUUAAAAAUCCAUCAGCUCCUUCACAGUGGAGUGAAACCAUUCAACUGUGAUCAGUGUGGAAAGGCUUUUACUCAGAAGAGUCAUCUGGCAAAUCAUCAACUCAUUCACAGUGGAGUGAAACUGUUCAGCUGUGAUCAGUGUGGAAAGGCUUUUACUCACAAGAGUAUGUUAAAAAGUCAUCAACUUAUUCACAGUGGAGUUAAACCAUUCAGCUGUGAUCAGUGUGGAAAGGCUUUUACUCGGAAGAGUCACUUAAAAAGACAUCAACUCAUUCACAGUGAAGUUAAACCAUUCAGCUGUAAUCAGUGUGGAAAGGCUUUUACUCGGAAGAGUAAUCUAGCAAAUCAUCAACUUAUUCACAGUGGAGUUAAAUUGUUCAGCUGUGAUCAGUGUGGAAAGGCUUUUACUCAGAAGAGUCACUUAAAAAAUCAUCAACUCAUUCACAGUGGAGUUAAACGAUUCAACUGUGAUCAGUGUGUGAAAACCUUUACUCAGCAUGAACAGUUGACCCAUCAAUGCCCCCAUUCUGGUAGAAAGCAGUACCACUGUGACUCCUGUGAAAAAACUUUCAAGCACCAACAGGACUUAAAAUAUCACCAACGCAUCCACACUGGACAUGAUUUGUGGGUAUGUGAUCACUGUGGUGAACCAUUUGUAUGGUACUCACAGUUAAAAGCUCAUGAAGUGACCCACACUGGGGUUAAACCAUACCUUUGUGACCAGUGUGGGAAGCGCUACAGCUACAUUAAAUACCUCAAAGUUCACCAACGUGUCCACACUGGGGAGAGACCAUACAGAUGUAAUGAGUGCAAGAAGGCUUUUACAACUUUGUAUUCCUUGAAACAACACCAGCAGAUCCACACCAGAAAGAAAGCAUUCAAUCAGUGUCACAGUGAGCAGAACGGAAGAGAUGGACAAAACUCUCAGACUUGUCAGCACUCUGCCAAUGGUGAACAGUGCUGCUUUGACCAGUCUGGACCAACAUCCAACCAACAAGGAACCCUACAACGACACCAGCGUAUGCACACUGGACACAGACUGAACCCCUGCCAAGAAGAUUUCUCCAUGCAGGGUUCAGUAAAAGUUCAUGAAGUCCUCCACAAACUUAAAGUCCUUGAGAUCCGGCUUCACAGAAUUCAGGUCUAAUUUCUUGUUUAGUGUCUUCUUUGCUUCGUUGCAAAAUCCAUUAAGAGGAAAGCUGUCAUUAACAGACGUGACUGGUAAAUUAAUUAAACCAUUCAAAGUGGUUACUCAGUUAAAUGAAUUAUCAGUGGUAGAGGGAUAGACGUCUGGAUGGAGGCAGUGAGCAGCAGGGCGAAUUUCCUCAAUUACCACCUUAAUGGUUCCUGAGAUCCCUCUGGGCUGCAGGAACCCGUUAGAUGCAGAGCUGGUUUAGUGAUUCUCUGAUGAUUAAGCAUAAUUAAUUGAGGAGAUUACUGGCCUUAGGAUUCCUGUCUGUCCAUCUGUAAAUAUAAAAACAUGAAGUGUUCUAUGAAAAGUCCAAUCUUUGAAAGCUGACAUGUAGUUCAGAAUCAUUUCUUUGUAAAUUAGCUGCAUCCAGUCAUUACCAUGACACUGGCAGUGAUUCUCUGAUGAUUAAUCAUAAUUGAGGAGAUUACUGGCCUUAGGAUUCCUAUCUAUCAUCUAUCUAUCUAUCGAUCAUCUAUCAUCUAUUUAUCUCUCCAAACUUUCUCAGCUACAACAUCUGCACCUCUGCUGCUGUGUGAAGUAGUCAUUACAGGAGAGAAAGUGUAGAAAAUCUGACAGAUUUUGUCAAGUGGUCCAGAAAAAUCUGACUCCAGAUUUUAUUUCAUAUCAUACAAUCUGCACUUUUAACUCAACCUGCAUAUUUCUGUUAAAGCCCUAGUUUUGAAAUGGUCUCUCUGUUCUUAAUCUGCCAUACUGUGAUCAUUUAGCCCCUUAUUUUAUUAUUCUGUUCUUAUAAACUGUAAUUAGUUUUUUUUAAACUUGUUGUAAUUUGGUGUUUUAGCUGUUGUAGCAAAUAAUUUCCCAGGUGUGGGAUAAAUAAAGAAUUUCAAUUCUAUUAUAUUGUUAACUGGCCCAAUAAAAAUAACAACAAUAAAUUACUUUAUACUUAAGAACUAUACUUAUAUUAAAGACUUUAUACAUAAAUACCAGACAUAUUUUGAUGCCAUAUCUUGCAUUCUUCGGGAGUCCGAUUUUAAGUAAGGAGAUAUGAAGUUUUCUCAGUGAACAAUUAUUUUAAUGACACGUGUAGAACACUGAUGGAAUGUGAACAAUAUUUGGUGACUACACCCUGUCCUGUCCUGAUGUCCUCAUAGGAGUGAAGCUGAGAGUAGCGUAGGAUCUCCCCAAUGCCAUUUAGGGUGCGCACAUACGGAUGAGAAGAGGAGGAGAAACAUGUCACCUAAUCAUAUUUAACAGGAAAACAUGUCUGCAGCUCAGUACUUAGUCACAUUUAACCCAAAAACAACAGCAAAAGCAGUAAACGUACAACAGAAAAACCUGUCAAGUGGCCACAGAGUGAAAAGUAAGUCACACGCGUUCAUGCGAAGGGGGAGUCAGAUUUUGCCGGGGAGUGUGAAAAUUGCACAACACCUGGAUGAGUCCGAAUCCUUUUUUCUGAUUGGCUGAGACGAGACACGUGACAGUGUGCAUCUAUUAAUGAUCGGAAGCAUUCAGGUCGUUCCGGUUAUACUCGGUAGCGCUCUUCAGUAAAGGAGACGCAGUUUGUUAUUUUCUUUGAUUAUCGCUUGGCAAAUUACAAAAAAGUUGCAAGUGAACCCUUUUUUCACAUUUAUUAGGCAAAAUUAGCUUCGACACCGUGGCUAAACAUGCUAAAAAUGGCUUUGCCAUCCUGAGGAAGGCUUCGCCUAUGGAGAAGUGGCGAAUGGCUAGCACAAGCACAGAGACACCCUGAAAAUUUGACACAAUCUUAAAUAUUAUGAAAUAUUUGUUGAAAAGUCUUUUUUGCGUGUUUCUAAGGGUGUGGCUGCAUCAGAAAGACACAAAUACAAAUGUUUUUUUUUUUUUUGGUUUGUUGUUAAGAAAUAUUUUAUGGAACCAGUCAAUUUUCAGUUUUAAUGUCUUUUUUUAGGAUGUGUUUAGUUUUAUGAUUGUACUAAAAUAAAUGACUCUUGAAGACCUCAAA
Messenger RNA from Acanthochromis polyacanthus (spiny chromis), 3807 nucleotides. Its product is annotated as zinc finger protein OZF-like. Gene Ontology annotation, molecular function: DNA-binding transcription factor activity, RNA polymerase II-specific; RNA polymerase II transcription regulatory region sequence-specific DNA binding. The transcript has 4 exons. The record is from RefSeq and is a predicted model, not a curated record. Gene Ontology annotation, biological process: regulation of transcription by RNA polymerase II. The coding region runs from base 357 to 1820 and encodes 487 amino acids. Lineage: Eukaryota; Metazoa; Chordata; Actinopteri; Pomacentridae. Gene Ontology annotation, cellular component: nucleus.